UGCAGGUGCUGCCGUGUGAUCUCAACUUCCCUAAUCAGUGCUGAAGAGGAUAAGGAAAGACAAGGAAAGUGUCCUUGGGAAGGCAGCACAUGGAGGAGGAAAAGCCACCAAGGAAGUAAACACAGGUGUCACCAGCCCCAAACAACGACCUGCCAUGGGUAUAAAAAUCACCAGGCUGCGACUUCGUGACCACCUUUACCUUAAAGGUGCCGGAUCUGCUGGACCUCUGCAGAGAUCUUCUCCGAGCUCCUGGGACUGCCGGAACAUUCAGCCGAGGAUUGAUAAAGGAAAAUGGAAGGCGAUUGUGACCAGCGGGAAGGGCGAACUUCGUGGCAUCACCAACCCUGUUUGUACUGCGGGGAAAAUGCUUUCAAAUUUGUGAUUGCAGGAUUUACUUUGCUUUCUGGUAUGUGCAUAGUGCUGAGCACCCAGUGUGUCCAACCAACCCAUCAGCACCUUGGACAAAAUGUCAUUCAUUCUCACUUAGAAAGGCACCUUAACACACAGGCCACAGCCCAGCACAGGGUUAGGAGGCACACAGAAAUUGGGACUGAUUGGCCCUGGUCCCAAGCUUACAUAAAACAUACGGGAAUCAUGGGAUUAAAUUCUAACAAAGGCUUAAAUUUGUCAACAGUGGUUAUGCAUGGGACAGAGGUGUACUUGGAAAAUGAGUGGGGCUGGGAUAGCACAAACAGACUUCCACAGCUGCUGGGGAAGGUGGGACAGCAAAUAAAGGUGGGGUGCAGGGUAAUUAAUGGAUCCACUCACCAGAGAGUGACUCAAAUCUCUGUCACUGAAGUAAAAACUAAAAAGAAUCAGAAAAAAAUCUGUGCUGUGGAGAAAUUGGACUGCUGGUACAACUUUACUUUGGUCCAACCAGUAUUUGUGGUUUGCCUCUGGGCAGACAACAGCGUGGGGCUGUCCUUUAAAUUUAAGAUCAGCACCACUGCACCCUCCUUUGCUGCCAUUAAGAUCUCAAAGUGUCAUUUUUUGUCAUGGCAUGCAGCCCCUUAUGCUGAAAUUGGCAACCAGGUAAAACUGGAAAUUAAAUACUCCCAAGAAAGUGUAGCUGACCCAACACAAAUUAAUGGCACCACCGUGACUGUCACAGCUCCUAACGGCCACAAGUGGAUCAUUCCAUUGACCUGCCUCUAUGAGAGCAAAACUCUAGAUAGAUCUGAACUAGAUGCAGAGGCUUCUUGGUAUAAUCAGGAUUAUGGACGCUGCCCACACCUGAUCAUAACCCUCCAGGUGUGGUGUCGAGGAAAUCUGAGCGUAGAAAUGUCCCCCAGACUUGGAGGAAAGUGGUGGAUAGAAGGCCCUGAAGGAUUUAAAAAAGAAUUUUCCAUCACUGCUGUCUUGCCCCCUCUCAUUUCCAAAAUAGGCCCUUAUGUAGUGAAGAAAAAUCACAUCCAGGAGCUGUUGACAGGGCCUGUGCGGUCACUAAAGAAGGUGGUGCUGUCUCUGUCCACUGUUAAUAUUUCCUCUGUCCGGCCACACUGUGCCCCCUUCCUGGCUACUCUGCACACUGGCUGGCUGGCGUGGCUCCACAGCCGCUCCCUCCAGCCCACCCGGGCCAGGAGAGACCUGCUGGCCACAGUGCUGGGAGGAGGAGGUGCUGGUCUGGGAGUCCUCAACAGCAUGAAUUCUGAGGUCUUGGCCAACAAGCUGGAGACUGUCAGCUCGGGCGUGCAGGACCUCCUCAAGCCCCUGAAUUCAUCCCUGUCCAGCCUUGGGAUGGGGCAGUGGCUUGUGUCAGAGGUGCUGCCCACCUGGGAACAAAUAAGUGAGAAAGACCAUCAGGUGCUGUUGCGAGCCCUGGGCAUCGAACAAAGUAACGUCUCUCUUGCUCUCAGCUGCAUCCAGGCCCAGAUGUGGGUGCAGAGUGUCAUUGCAGGCAUCCUGAGAGACGGUGACAACGGCGUCCUGCCCACUGAGAUCCGAAAGAUCGUGUGGGACGCGGCCACAGAGAAGGAGCGGCAGCUCCAAGCCUGGUGGAGGCUCGUCAACUUCACCCACGACCAGACCCUCAACGCGGUCAUUGCCCACGUCCUCACUGUGGCAGAGGCUCGCAUUGAAAAGGUCUAUCCCAUCGUGGCCCUGGGGGUGAACACCAACGGCUCUGUGGUCUAUCCCCUGGAGUACCGCAUGUGGGCCAGGGUGUCUGAUGGGAAGUGGGAGACGGUAGAUUUGGAAGCCUGCAUUUUGGAGAGGGGGCUGGGAUUCAUAUGCGAAGAUGAUGCCCUUAAGGCGAGUGAUGUGUGCUUUGACACCAAAGAAGGGGUGUGCCACUUUGAGAUCAACCCCCAGAGCAGUAACAAAACCGUGUUAGUGUACGUAGGGAAAGGCUGUGUGUGCUUCAGAACGACGUGUAAAUAUGUGCAAAUUAAUGAAGCAUAUAACCAGUCUGUGUUUAGCGAUUCAAAUAUGUGUGCUUGCAAUGUAGCUACUAUUAGAGGCUGUGAUUUUGUGUAUAAGCCACCUGUAUUUACUAGCCAGUUGCUAAUUAGAAACUAUACCUUGUAUCGUAGUAUAACCCCGACCCCCAUCGGAAUGGAUUUAUCACUUGUAAAAGAAAUGUUAGAGCAUGCAAGUUUGCAGCAGCUGCUAGAAAAUGCCAGGGCCGAAGCUAAAAAGAUCCUAAUAACGGUUCACCAUGAUGGUAAAGUUAUAAAACAAGUAAUGGAACGAAUUAAGAGGGUGGGAGAACAUCACUGGUGGGAAGUUUUUUUCGGCUGGUCCCCCACAGCCACUGGCAUUUUCAACGCGCUGCUGCACCCCGUUGUAGUUAUACUGCUAAUGCAAAUCUGCGUGUGCUUUGCCAUGGUAGUCACUUGUUACCGGAUGAGGCAGGUGAAACUCUGCUUUGAUAACCAGGUGAAAGGAGCGGGGCUGGCCAAGACCCUCCUGAAAUAGUCAAGGGCAAGACUGGGUUGGCCUCUGUGUUUGCCACCAAGAAGAUCUUUUGGCUCCGCUGUUGGCUGCAACCCAGUAGGCGUUGAGCGGUGGGGACACACGCCAUGCCAGACCUUGAUGAGAGGAUGGCCUUCUCUGUUACCAGAGGCCAGCCAGGAGGGGAGGACAGGCCAAGCAGCCUGCAGAUGGCAUGAGCCUCAGAAUGGCUGAGGUUGCAAGGGACCUCUUGAGAGGUUUCAUUUAGUCUGAGUCCACCUGCUCAAGAAACCUGUUUCAUUGUUUGAUCACCCCUGUAGUAAUGAAGCAAAAGUUAGCAUAAGUAAUUUGGUUUUUAACUUCCCAUCCCCAAAUAUUAAUGUUAAGAAGCUGCUCUUGUGUGAUUUAAGAGUCCUUAAAAUGCCUGUGAGAGGCGACCUGGAACACAGGCUAGACAGAGUUAAAGGAAUAAAGCAGGGAUUUGUUAAAAAGCCUUUAAAGGGUACACCUUGGGCAGUACAAGAGCCUGGCCAUGGUUCCACCCAAGAUGGACCCAAGUGGACUCCAGAUGGACUCCAAGUCACAAGUUUUCACACUUUUAUAAGUUUUGGUCCAUUUACAUAUUGGGGUUAAUGGUCCAAUUACAGCUCAGGUUAUGCAGUCCCAUCCUCCCAGACUGCUCUCCUCAAUUUGCUGCUGUUUGCACUUCUGCAAAACUGUGCUUGGUUCUCAGGCUGGAAAAGGAUUGUUUUGUCUAACUAAACUGUCAAGAAGACCUGCUAAUACUUUAUAUGAAUUUAGUAUCAGGUUUUAUAUCUUCUUCUUUCCCUUCAGUCAGAGUCAGGCUUAAGAGCACAAGAGACAGAAUUUCAUAUUCGGACUCAGAUGUUUAUUAAUUCUUAUCCAUGUUACAGUGAGUGCUACAGCACUCCUAGCUAAUAAGCUAAAAAUGGAGAAAUGGCUAUAUAUCUCUCUCAUUACAAGAUCAUUUAAGGCUUAAUUGUCCAAUUAAAAACUAACACCUAGAUUAUUUUUACUUUUGACCCAAUGACCAAAUACCUCUGACCUGCAGUGUGGUAUUUUCUAUCCAAUUAAACAAGAUCCCACCUAGACCCAUGAAGCAGAAAAGAAACCUCCACCCUAAAACCUCCAUCUUGCUGUAUUCUAAACCCCUAAAUUCUAAAUUUUUCACCAUGUGAUACCACACUUCUAUUCAAACCACACACCAGUGAUUCUAGUUCUAUCAUUCAAUUUUGGAAGCCUUCUCCAAGGCUUCAGGUCAAAAGCAGUGUUCUUUUGGGGGUCAGUGCCUGACAGCACAGAAAGUUCAAAACUCUCAGUUUGCAGGGUUCCAACAGUUCAGAGCCACAUACUAAGGCAGUACAGAAUCUAAACAACAUGAAAGCUAAAACUCAAGGCAUCAUUUAACCAGGGAGAUGGGGACAAGGACACUGUCUUUGGAAGGAAAGAGAAGGAACUGUGACACCUGAGCUUGGAAAAAGCACCCAUUGAAGACAGCAGGGGUGUGAAGAGCCUCAAAGACUUGGAAAGAUGGUAAAAGAUGAGCAGAACAGAGGACCCUGUAAUCCACAUGGACUUUAAGGAGCUGAAUCCACAUGGACCUUUGCAGCACCAUCUCCAGGUUCCCAAGACUCCCUGCACGUCUGGCCAGCGGAUUGGUGAGAUCUUGUUUAUGGAGCCUGGCAUCACUGCUUUGCUUUGUUUUUCUUAGCUGUGCAUGUACUCAAUAAAUCUUUCAGUUAGA
Molecule: messenger RNA, 4657 nt
Organism: Catharus ustulatus (Swainson's thrush)
Lineage: Eukaryota; Metazoa; Chordata; Aves; Passeriformes; Turdidae
Exons: 2
Coding region: 292-2916 (874 amino acids)
Source: RefSeq, a predicted model, not a curated record